UCGAGUCACACACACACCCCACCAGUUUGGGCAAGCAGCAGUGUUGAGAUGGACAGCCGGACGGAGGAGGGCUCGCCCAUCUAGCUUUGGAGCCAAAGUCCCUGAAGGGGAGAAGCAGACGCGGAGGAGUCAGGUAACAGGAGCGCAACUUUUUGCCCGGAAUGCAGAGUCAGGAACAGUUUGCAUGGGAUGGGUGGGUUAUUAUUGGACACUUCUCCAUAGACAGCUUUCUUUCCCAGGCCACCACGCCUCUCCUAAGGUUUCAUUACUGGCCAUAAGAGCUUUAGAGCCGUCCUGCACGAGGCCUUUGACUGUGUGCUCGGGAUUGCUCACCCGCAGUAGUUUGCGGGUCCUUUCCAAAACCUCCUCCUCCUCCUCCUCCUCCGGGGCCUCUCACGGAAAAGCAGCUCUUGGUCUACCAAGCUAGGAGUCAGGACUUGAGCAUCACCCCCGGAGAGGCCAACAUGGACAGAGAAGCAGAGCCGACGGGAGCAUCUCCUCCAGACCACAGGAGAGGAGAGGAGAGAGAGGUGGAGCUCCGCUCUUCGACAGAGCGCACCACGCCUCCCGGAGUCACGGAUUCAGAGGCUCAAACCGAAUCCACCCCAGAACCGAGGUUGUACGUGCCACCCGUACCUGUUACUGGGAUCGCCAAUCCUGGCUUUACAGAAGACCCUCCGCCGUAUUCUCCCCCAGACCCAAAGACCGUCCACCUGCUGUAUCCGUCGUUCCCGACCAACAUGCCUGGGCAAGGAGCCAUUUUUUUCCAGCCGGCCCCUCUGCAACAGGCCCUGAAUCGGACGGCGGAUGCGCUUCCCGAAUCGUACCCUUUCACCAUUUACAACAGCUCCCUCUUCAGCGAGAUCCCCAUAGAGGUUGAGCAGGAGCGCCCGCCCAAAGAUUACAUGGUGGAAUCCGUGCUGGUGAUGAUCUUCUGCUGCUUGUUGACUGGAGUGAUGGCAUUUGUUUACUCCGAUGAGGCGCGAACUGCCGUCAGCCAAGGAGACCUUGUCCGUGCCAAGGCAGCCUCCCGGAAAGCUCGUCUGCUAGUCGCGGUCAGCCUGUUCUUUGGCUUCUUCGUUUCCAGCAGCUGGGUGAUCUACGUCGUGAUGACGCUCUACGAGUGAUCGGGAAUGGCAGGUCCUGCAUCACUUCUCCUGAACCCACACAUACAUGGGGGCACAGAAAAGAGAGGAGGCGGUGCGUCUAUGCAGAAGCCUGGCGAUUCAAGGCCACCCAGAUCCUGCCCCGUCUUCCCCUUCUCGGUUCGCCCACAGGCCGGCCAACUAUCCCGGAACUGGCCUUUUAUGCUUCCCCAAUCGGCCGUUCGGCCAAAUUAACUGAAUCAGCGGAAGAAGGUGCCUGUCGAGGAGGAGGAAAGAUGCUGGGAAAUUGGACGCAGAAGUCAUCACCUGCCAGGCUUGACCGCAGGGGGAUGGAAGCAUCUAAGUCCUCCAACAGUGCCUGGCCCAAAUCUAGAUCUGGAAUGUGCGUUCCCAGGGCCGGCCCAAGAUAUUCUGCUGCCUGUGGCAAAAGACAAAAUGGGGUCGCCCUCCUUUCCACACACAGAAGCCAACAGGACUCAUAGCUGAAUCUUUCUUUAACCCUGGCAAUGGGCUGGCCUUCCUCUACCAUAUCCUAGGACAGCAGGCAGUUCUAUCCUGCAAGACAAGGGUGUCCCAGGAGGAAAUCUGGGGUGUGUGUGUGUGCCACUGCUGCCCUCCAGCACCUGCCGCCUGAGGCAGUUGCUUCCCUCUGCUUAAUGGUUCACAAACAGCCGGCCAGUGUGGUGUAGUGGUUAGAGCGUUGGACUGGGAUUCAAGAGAUCCAGGUUCUAGUCCCCACUUCGCCAUGGAAGCUCACUGGGUGACUUCGGGCCAGCCACUGACUCUCAACCUAACCUACCUCGCAGGGCUGUUGUGAAGAUAAAAUUGUGAGGAGAGUCUUGGUAUCCUUGCAAAAGGAAAAAAAAAAGGCAGGAUAUAAACAUAAUAAAUAAUAUAAUAAUAAGUAAAAAAAAUCUUCACUUGUAAAGCUGAUGACACUAACCAGCAUUGUGUUCAUGUUCAUCUUUUAAAACAACAACAAAUCAAUGUGGGGAAAUUUAAAUUAGCUCCCAUUUUUCACAAACGGCAUGAACGAUUGUGACCAGACCCUGUGAUGUAAAUACUCUCUUUUAUAUGGCAAGUGUAAUUCACUCGUGUAGAUUAUGGACUAAAAAGUCAUGAUCCCACAGUCCAAAUGCAAUAAAAAACAGGGUGAACAAAUGGGUCCUGGGGGGGGGGGUCAGGGGACACUUGAAGAUGCUUUUCAAUGGCUGCCCAUUGUGAAGGUGUUAAGUUUUCUUUUCCUCUUCCCUCCUGAUUCCUUUUCCUUGUGUGUCGUGUCUUUUUCAAUUGUAAGCCCCUAGGCAGGGGCGGUCUUGUUUUACUGAUGAUAUGUAAGCCGCUCCAAGACUCCUUUUGGUAAAUAAAUGA
Messenger RNA from Elgaria multicarinata webbii, 2477 nucleotides. RefSeq names its product proline rich transmembrane protein 1B (gene PRRT1B). The record is from RefSeq and is a predicted model, not a curated record. The transcript is spliced from 5 exons. Gene Ontology annotation, cellular component: membrane. NCBI's taxonomy places the organism in Eukaryota, Metazoa, Chordata, Lepidosauria, Squamata, Anguidae. The coding region runs from base 465 to 1127 and encodes 220 amino acids.